AUGACAACUUGCACUGCCCCGAUAAAUAAGAAGUCCAGAUACCAUCUGACAACGAUCUGUACCUACGUACGAUGCAAAGUGCCAUACGAUGGCAAGUUUGUCAGGACUAAAGGAAAGGGUGACAAUCGCAGGAUAAAGCAGACCAUUAAAGGUCAAAUGGUUACAAAUGACUUUAUUCGAGGACUAUAUUAUAUUAUGGACAAGAGGAAGCCGAGGGAGAGGUAUCCUACCAAAAAAGGGGAUUCGACGUCGGAAGAGCAUAAAGCUACCCCAGAACGGUCAUCUAUAGAGAGCCCGUUACUCCAAACGAUUUUUGACAUGAAAGACGCACCGACGCAGAAGUUCACAUUGAACCAUCGCGAAUUUUAA
Messenger RNA from Aspergillus luchuensis, 369 nucleotides. RefSeq lists its product as uncharacterized. The coding region runs from base 1 to 369 and encodes 122 amino acids. The transcript has a single exon. The record is from RefSeq and is a predicted model, not a curated record. NCBI's taxonomy places the organism in Eukaryota, Fungi, Ascomycota, Eurotiomycetes, Eurotiales, Aspergillaceae.